This is a messenger RNA of Haliotis rubra (blacklip abalone), 467 nucleotides long. RefSeq lists its product as uncharacterized. The transcript is spliced from 2 exons. Gene Ontology annotation, molecular function: DNA binding. The record is from RefSeq and is a predicted model, not a curated record. Bases 118 to 444 code for a protein of 108 amino acids. NCBI's taxonomy places the organism in Eukaryota, Metazoa, Mollusca, Gastropoda, Lepetellida, Haliotidae.
GUGAUUACAUUGAUUUCAUGUUAUUUCAGACCUAAAGACGGAAAAUGCACCGCAUUUUACUUGAGGCCCCUGAAAUUUAUCAGAGACGAUACAUGGUAUGCCGACAUUCCAGUUGGGAUGCACCCUCUAAGAGGCACUGUCAGACGACUGUGUAAAAUGGCAGGAUUUAGUGGGUUUUAUUCCAAUCACUCGCUGAGGGCAACUACCGCAACUACUGCAGCACAUCUGUACGAUCACGACUCUGGCCUUGAGGAACAGCUGACAACUGAGAAGACAGGACACGCGUCUCUGGCAAUCCGAAGCCUCAAGAGGACCUCGGCAGAGAUGGAAGCCCGAGUUGAUGGCGUCUUUCAGAGGAAAUCUACUGAACCAGAAACGGCACCCACGUCAACCAUAUCAGCUUUGACCAGUACCGAUGAGAUGCAUUGCGGCGCUGCUUCGUGAAGUGAACGCCAUAAUAAACUGGU